AUGGAAGAAAUCCAGCACCUGAGAGGGUUCGACGACUUGACGACAUUUUGGGCUCAGGAGCCUCCCGAAUCGACUGUCACGCCCACUGCUCUUAGGGCUCCAGAACUGAUUUUGGGUGGAACGAUCGACUCAAGCAUUGAUAUCUGGAGUUUUGGCUGUCUCAUCUUUGAAAUGUUGACUGGAGUUUCGUUGUUUUCUGUGAUGGUGCUCCUUGACGACGAUCGAGAAACAACCGACGACGAACAUCUCCUCCAAAUGAACGACCUCUUAGAGCCUCUUCCAGAUAUCUGGCUUCAAGAAAGAUGGCCUCGAGCUAAAAACUAUUUCGGCUCUGGACGGGAGAGGUUGGGUCCAACGCACGUCGACCAAGACAAACCUUAUAUUGAUGAUCCUUUGGAAGUGCGGUUCGAGGAGCAUAAGCCGAAUGAUGUUGAUGAUGAAGAGGCACACUUGAUCACGUCGCUCAUUCGAAGUAUUCUGAAGUAUGAGCCAUCGCAAAGACCGACCGCAGAGGAACUAUUGAGGCACCCAUGGUUUCAAGAGUGA
Molecule: messenger RNA, 546 nt
Organism: Exophiala bonariae
Lineage: Eukaryota; Fungi; Ascomycota; Eurotiomycetes; Chaetothyriales; Herpotrichiellaceae
Exons: 2
Coding region: 1-546 (181 amino acids)
Biological process (GO): protein phosphorylation
Molecular function (GO): ATP binding; protein kinase activity
Source: RefSeq, a predicted model, not a curated record